CCAAUCGGUUGUGUUUAUAAAUAAAAGUUAAAUUUAAUAGGUACAGUUGAAAACCAGAAAGUUAAGUGAGAAAUAAAAAAUAUACACAAAUAAGAUAAAUAUUCAUAAGGCAAUGAGCGCAAAUAAUAUGGAGGAAGUGUUGAUGGAAUUGACUGGCAAGAAUAUUGUUUAUGUUGGUGGUUUUGGUGGCAUCGGUUUAGAAACAUGCAAACAAUUGUUGCAAAAGGGUGUAGCGAAUCUCAUGAUACUCGGCAAAGCAUGGAAUGAGUCAGCAUAUAAAGAGCUCAAUUCAGUCGAUCCCCAACGCGUAUGCCAAUUUAUUGAGUUUGACGUCACCUGCGGUUUGGAAAGAACGCGCACAGUGUUUGCGCAAAUAGCGGAGAAAUUUGGAAACAUCGACAUGCUAAUUAAUGGUGCCAGCAUAUCUGAUGAGAAAGAUUACAAUUUGAUUAUUGCCACAAAUUUUACCGGCACAAUUAAUGCUACACUGGUCGCCUACGACCUUAUGGAUAAGAGUAGAGGGGGCAAGGGCGGUGUUGUUGUGAAUAUAUCUUCGGUAGCUGCGCUGACGCCAUUCCACGUCUUGCCUAUAUACAGUGCGACGAAAGGAGGAAUUCUGAACUUUACGAGAGCGCUAGCGCACUUGGAGCCAAAAACAGGCAUCACUCUCUACACAAUUUGUCCCGGCAUUACCGACACCAAACACUGGGACAAUGUACAUUGUUUUCAAGGCAAAUAUCUCGGUUUGAAAGAGAGAUCACGGCAUGCAUUUCCAUCACAGUCUACAUUAGAUUGUGCAACGAACAUUAUAAAAGCUAUUCAAGCGCACAAGAAUGGCUCAACUUGGAUGUGCGAUUUGGGACAGCUCAAAAUGGUCGAAAUAAAAAAUUUCUGGUUCCCAAAUAAGGAAAACAAAAACGGAGAACAAUGUUGUAAACCCGAGUGUGGUUGAAGAAUUACGACAAGCCUGCAAGCGAAAUGCCUUUGGGCAUCCAGGUUCAAGGGAGCGGCAAGCACAGAAGUGAAAGCUUCAAGCCUGGCAAGCGAAAUGUGAAAGCUACCACUAAUGCAUUAAGUAUAAGAUAUAGGAAAUAAUAGAAGGUAUGAGCAGG
Anastrepha obliqua is the source of this 1112-nucleotide messenger RNA. Its product is annotated as alcohol dehydrogenase. Gene Ontology annotation, biological process: alcohol metabolic process. The transcript is spliced from 3 exons. Gene Ontology annotation, cellular component: cytoplasm. The record is from RefSeq and is a predicted model, not a curated record. The coding region runs from base 113 to 952 and encodes 279 amino acids. Gene Ontology annotation, molecular function: alcohol dehydrogenase (NAD+) activity. Lineage: Eukaryota; Metazoa; Arthropoda; Insecta; Diptera; Tephritidae.